Messenger RNA from Helianthus annuus (common sunflower), 420 nucleotides. RefSeq names its product dioscorin dioA3. Gene Ontology annotation, molecular function: zinc ion binding; carbonate dehydratase activity. The transcript is spliced from 4 exons. The record is from RefSeq and is a predicted model, not a curated record. Lineage: Eukaryota; Viridiplantae; Streptophyta; Magnoliopsida; Asterales; Asteraceae. Bases 1 to 420 code for a protein of 139 amino acids.
AUGCAGCCAAUUUCAAAAGGUGAGGAAUUCAACUAUUUAGAAGGGACUCCAAGUGGACCAAAGAAUUGGGGAAAUCUUAACCCGGACUGGAAAACUUGUGCUGAUGGAAAAUCACAGUCUCCGAUUAAUAUUGAUGUCAAACGUGCACACGUUAUGCCAGGCGAUUUGAAACGGGCUUACAUCGACGCACCAGCCAGACUUGUCAAUGGGCAUGAUAAUAUUGGUAUUGAGUGGCUAGGAGAUGCAGGAGGAAUACAAGUGAAUGGUUCAACAUACAAGCUACAUCAAUGUCAUUGGCAUACUCCUUCAGAGCACAAAAUUGAUGGGAAGAAGUAUGAAUCUCGACAAAAUGCAAGGCCACUUCAACUACUUGGAGGAAGACCAAUUUGGAUAUUUGAUAUACCUGAAGAAAAAGGGUAG